Folsomia candida is the source of this 1746-nucleotide messenger RNA. RefSeq lists its product as uncharacterized. Bases 99 to 1328 code for a protein of 409 amino acids. Gene Ontology annotation, molecular function: protein binding. The record is from RefSeq and is a predicted model, not a curated record. NCBI's taxonomy places the organism in Eukaryota, Metazoa, Arthropoda, Collembola, Entomobryomorpha, Isotomidae. The transcript is spliced from 2 exons.
AUUUUUCCACUUUGCUCCACUGGAUUCAAUAUCGUCAUCAUAUUUAUUGGAUUAAAUUAAUUAUUCAGAAAAUCUCAAUUAAAUUACGUUUAAUUAAAAUGCAUCACCUUGAAAUAUUUUUGGUAGUUUUAUUUUCGUUCUCAUGCGUUAAGUCGCAAUCAGAUCUGGUCGCUGUUAAAGCGAACGCCACACUUCCGAAGGGACGAUUCGGAACGUGUGCAAUUUUUGACGGGCAGAAUUCAAUCUUCAUUUUUGGAGGUCGUGGAAAUUUGAGCGAAGAAUUUAGUGACAUUUUGAAAUACGAUAUCAUUAGUGAUACGGUCCAAGUGGUGGCUUCCUUGCCGAGGACGCUCUAUUCCGGAACGACAUCCAUUGAUAAGGAUGGAAAUGUGUACUACAUUUCGGGAUUCGGCUUAGCGAGCUUUUCCAGGGCGAUAUACAAAUUCACUCCAUCCUCUCAAAAUGUCGAAGUAGUUGGAUACAUUCCCUCCGCAAAUUACGCCAGCAGUGCAAUAACUGUUGCCGACACGGUUUACAUUUUCGGCGGUGAAUUGGACGUCUUCGGUCUCAUCACUUUCAACAUGUCGACGAAUGCGACGCAGAGAGUGACCAGUCUGCCGAAUGCGUACCACCCAAUCGCCACGUUUUAUCAUGCCGCGUCACAAUCCGCUUUUGUCUUUGGGGAUGACCGCCUCUCCGACUCAGAUCUUGAUUCCGUCGCCCGAUUUGACCUGAACACUCUACGAGUUACGGAGUAUGGUCCGAGGUCUCUUUUGAAGAUUGUGGAUCAACCGGCGGCCGUGACGGAUGGGAAACUUGGCUACAUAAUUGGAGGAUUUUACGGAAAUAUGAGUGCAGGAUUUGGAUCCGAUGGAAUUAUUAGGUUUGAUCCCGACACGAUGAUUGCCUCGUUAGCGGCGGUGAAUAACUUUCCUGUUUAUGCGGAUAAUUUGUUUGCGGGGACGAGUGCGGUCUGGGUGGAGGAAACGAAUAGGAUUUAUUUCUUUGGGGGAGCGUCAAAAGAUGGGGCUGGAAUUAUAGGAGAGGUUUUCGAUUCGAUUUGGUAUGUCGAUUUGACGCCGAGACAGGUGACCGAUCCAACGACGCAAGCAACCACGACGACGACGGCGAGCGAGACAAGCACGGUAGCCACAACGGUAACCACGAUGACGCCAGAAUUAACGACUACGAUAACACCGGAAUCGACAACCAGGGUAACGCCAGAAUCAACCACUACGCCAGGCACUAUUCCCACGACACCGGGGUCCGCGAGUGCUUUGAGGACUUCGUAUUUUAUCCUUUUUCUUUCUCUUCUACUCGUCCAGUAAUGAAAUUAAUUAAGAAGGGUAGUGUUUUUGCACCAUGUUCUUGCCUACACAUCGAACUUAUAUACUUAUAAAUAUUAUAUCAGUAUGUGCUUAUGAAAACUAUGAAAUCUUACCACAGAAUAUAGAUUCUACUAGAAUCUAUAUUCUGUGAAAUCUUACUAGGAUGUUACGUAUAAGUUGACUAUUUUGUAGGAAGUAAAGAUCCCUAAAUAAAUAUUGUGUUAAUAAGGAAAAAUAAUAAUGUUACAAAUAAAAAAUUUAAAAAUAACAAUGUCAUAGGUGUAUGAGUAAUAUAUAAAUCUAAUUUAAAUAAUCGCAAAAAUAAAUCAUGUCAUUGUAAUAGCAUAACUUACACAUGUAUAUAUGGUAUGUAUGCGCUGUUGAAAUGAGCAUAAAUAAACGUAAGUAAGUAAACGUA